This is a messenger RNA of Lactuca sativa (garden lettuce), 1159 nucleotides long. RefSeq lists its product as uncharacterized. The record is from RefSeq and is a predicted model, not a curated record. Lineage: Eukaryota; Viridiplantae; Streptophyta; Magnoliopsida; Asterales; Asteraceae.
CAUCUUCCUCGACUUAUUCUCCUCUCUGUCAAAACUCAAAACCCUCUCUCCUUUUUUUUAUCCUUUUUCCAUUGUUCUUCCGUUUUUGUCGUUGUAUGAUCCCUAUCUGUUUAAAUUCAUCCAUUUUUAUGCUGCUACUCUUCGUCUGAUCAGUAUCAUGUCUGUUGCGUUUGAGACUAAUACCAACAGCGAUUCUAAUCGGAUCAGGUCGCCUGGGUUUGCUCAAGGGAUGUGGAUCUACAACUCAUCGGAGACCGCUAGAUUCACUGGAGAUGAUCAUCGGAGUAGCAAAUUCCCUGUCGAUAAGGACGAAGAUGAUCAGGAUUCAAGCAGUUCUUCGUCAAUCGGCAAUAACAGUGACGCAUCUGGCGGCGAAGGCGAUUCCGAUGAUGACGCCGGCGGCGGCGAGGUUCAGAGCUUGUUUAAAGGCUCAUUGAAUAACUUAUGCGCUUUGGAACAGGCUUUGCCGAUCAAAAGAGGUAUAUCGACAUUCUAUGCUGGAAAAUCGAAGUCAUAUACAAGCCUAGCUGAUGCAGUAUCUGCUCCAUCAAUCCAAGACAUUGGUAAACCAGAGGAUGCUUACAACAGGAAACGCAAAAACAUGAUUGCUCAUGGUGUAUUCUUGGAUAAAACUCGUAAUUUUGGCUCUAAAACAGGGAUAUCGAAGAGAUCAAACAACACAAAUGGAGUUGGUGAAACUGAAAAUGAAACCUCAAGCUUAAGCUUAAGCUCAUCCCCUAAUCUUUCUCUUCCCCCACGUCCUACAAGAUUACCCACUAAAGAAGUUACAGCUUCAUCAUCGCCUAGGGCUAGGGUUUAUUCUUCUCCAUGGAGAUCUUAUUCUCUGUCAGAUUUACAACAGGCUGCUGGUGAAACAUCAAGAAUAAAAAGCUCCCUUGAUAACAUAAGAGAUAAGGAUGAGGAUGAUUAGAUAGAUGUUGAUGUUAAUUGUUAUGUUUGAAAGAUGAGUUUGUAAGGUGUUAGGUCUGUAGCUGGUUUCCUUUUUCCCGUUUCCUGUUAACUGCCCUUUGUACUUACUACCUUGAGGGCAUUUCUGGAAUUCAGUGGAUUUUAUGUUUCCUGUAGUUUUUCCUUGUAUCCUUAUGCUUGUUAUAUAUAUAUAUAUAUAAUCAAAUAAUCAAAUGUCCCCUUUUCAUCA